Messenger RNA from Olea europaea var. sylvestris, 791 nucleotides. RefSeq lists its product as uncharacterized. The coding region runs from base 285 to 791 and encodes 168 amino acids. The record is from RefSeq and is a predicted model, not a curated record. The transcript is spliced from 5 exons. Lineage: Eukaryota; Viridiplantae; Streptophyta; Magnoliopsida; Lamiales; Oleaceae.
ACAUUUUAGCCAUAAAUUUUGUAUUUCCCCCAAUUAUUAUCUACUUGUCCACUCUCAUUUUUGGCAAUUUAUAAUUUAGUGCCUUAUUUUCUCCACUUAUUCAAUCUUUCAAAUUUUUUUAAAGAGCAAGGGUAUUUUUGGUCCAAACUGGAAGAUUACUCGCUUUCGUUCCUUUGAUUUGUGUGUGGUGUGCACAUUUUGAUUUGAAUUUAGAAUAUCAAGAAUGAGACGCGCGCGCGUGUGCGUGCGUUCGCACAUUUUGAUUUGAAUUUAGAAUAUCAAGAAUGAGACUUCGGCAACGUAAUGGCUUUACAAUAUUUAUGUUUAAGGUGUUUUUCAUAGUAUUUGUACACGCUGACAGGACUGAUACAAGGUUUCUGUUAGCGGCCAAUAACAGUCGAGGACAAAGACAUUCAGAAGGAUAUCGUGCCAUGUACGACAUUUGCGGAACUCUUAGUGAUGGGAAAGUACUUAAUUGUCCCUUCAGUUCCUCGUCUGUGAAGCCUGAUGAAUUGUCAUCAUCAAAGAUUCAAAGUUUGUGCCCCACAAUUACAGGAAAUGUAUGUUGUACAGAGAAACAGUUUGAGACUUUACGGGCACAAGUCCAGCAGGUUAGGGAGAAUUUCACUGUGGAUGGAAUCGAGUUUUACAUAACUGACACUUUUGGUGAGGGAAUGUUUGAAUCCUGCAAGGAUGUAAAAUUUGGUACGAUGAAUACUCGAGCCAUAGAUUUUGUUGGUGGUGGUGCCAAAAAUUUCAAAGGUAAGCUUACCCUCCACAUUCCGACAUGA